Messenger RNA from Thlaspi arvense, 474 nucleotides. Lineage: Eukaryota; Viridiplantae; Streptophyta; Magnoliopsida; Brassicales; Brassicaceae. The record is from the annotation of a GenBank genome assembly.
AUGGACAUGGAGAAAACAACACAGAUAAUGCUCGUUAGCCUUCGUUUCUUGUCAUCUAUCAUGUCUGGAAGACAGAAUCAUGGCCAGAACCAACUCUUCAAAUCAACAAGCAGUAAAGCAAUCCAAACCAAGCAUCUGAGCAUCCAAUUUUCUUUUUUCAGAAGAUUUUCCAGACACAAGAAAAUGGCUAUGUUCAGAGGUCUCUUGGGUGCAAAGAAGAUUAUCGGCCUUUCUGUAGCGGCUACAAGCAAAAGAACCGUUUCAGCACCAAAGGGGUUCCUUGCGGUGUACGUCGGCGAAGACCAGGUCCAGAAGAAGAGAUAUUUGGUGCCAAUCUCAUAUUUGAACCAGCCUUCUUUUCAAGCUCUUCUCGGUAAAUCCGAGGAAGAGUUUGGAUUUGAUCAUCCAAUGGGUGGAUUAACGAUUCCUUGUCCUGAAGAUACAUUCAUCGAUGUGACUUCUCGGCUUCAAUGA